Messenger RNA from Gongylonema pulchrum, 543 nucleotides. NCBI's taxonomy places the organism in Eukaryota, Metazoa, Nematoda, Chromadorea, Rhabditida, Gongylonematidae. The record is from the annotation of a GenBank genome assembly.
AGGAGCUUCGAUGAUAGUGAAAAUGAUGGUGAUCCAGCAAAAUCGUACAGUUGCGAUGUUAUUAUACAACAUGGCGUUAAAGAAAUGCGCGGUCUCGAGAAUACUUUCCUCGAAGAGCUAACAAAAAGUCUUUCGCUGAAAGUUGAUCUGAAAACAUAUGAAGAUGUUGUCGUGAAAACUGAUGAUGGAAGGGUAAGAUUGCUGUGUAAAAUUUUGAAAUUAUUGCUCAUUUACAUGCUAAUUUGCCAGGCGUCAAUGAACGAAAAGGAAAGACUUUUGAUUGUUGCUAUGAAUGAGCUGGGGCGAAUCAAGUUGGUUUCACCGUUGCUAGUUUCGGUCGAUUUUGCUGACAAUCCGUCAGCUAUAAAGCCGGCACGGCUUGCUUUGGAACAGUCGAAUCUGAAUGUAAGUGUGCGUCAGGAAGGUGUCGUGAUUUAUAUCUCAAUACCGCGGAUAACACGAGAGCGGCGAGAAAAUUUGGCCAAUGUAGCAUCGAAGAAGUUGCUCAACGAAUAUAAAAAAGCUUUAAACGAGGUAAAUUGA